Messenger RNA from Suncus etruscus (white-toothed pygmy shrew), 5340 nucleotides. It is a transcript of the gene PTPN23, whose product is annotated as protein tyrosine phosphatase non-receptor type 23. Gene Ontology annotation, molecular function: protein tyrosine phosphatase activity; protein binding. The transcript is spliced from 25 exons. Bases 30 to 4988 code for a protein of 1652 amino acids. Gene Ontology annotation, cellular component: endosome. The record is from RefSeq and is a predicted model, not a curated record. NCBI's taxonomy places the organism in Eukaryota, Metazoa, Chordata, Mammalia, Eulipotyphla, Soricidae. Gene Ontology annotation, biological process: protein transport to vacuole involved in ubiquitin-dependent protein catabolic process via the multivesicular body sorting pathway; early endosome to late endosome transport; endocytic recycling.
GUCGAGGCCGGCGAGGGGGUCGCGGCGCCAUGGAGGCCGUUCCGCGGAUGCCGAUGAUCUGGCUGGACCUGAAGGAGGCCGGCGACUUCCUCUUCCCGCCCGCCGUGAAGAAGUUUGUUUUGAAGAAUUACGGAGAGAACCCAGAAGCCUACAAUGAGGAACUGAAGAAGCUGGAGUUGCUUCGACAGAAUGCUGUCCGUGUUCCACGGGACUUUGAGGGCUGCAGCGUUCUCCGCAAAUACCUAGGCCAGCUCCACUACCUGCAGAGUCGGGUCCCUAUGGGUUCGGGCCAGGAAGCUGCUAUUCCUGUCACCUGGACAGAGAUCUUCUCGGGCAAGUCUGUGGUCCACGAGGACAUCAAGUACGAGCAAGCCUGCAUUCUUUACAACCUUGGAGCUCUACACUCCAUGCUGGGGGCCAUGGACAAGCGGGUAUCUGAGGAGGGUAUGAAGGUUUCCUGUACUCACUUCCAGUGUGCCGCAGGAGCGUUUGCCUACCUCCGGGAACACUUCCCUCAGGCCUACAGUGUUGACAUGAGCCGCCAGAUCCUCACUCUCAAUGUCAACCUCAUGCUGGGCCAAGCUCAGGAGUGUCUUCUGGAGAAGUCCAUGUUGGACAACAGGAAGAACUUUCUGGUGGCCCGCAUUAGUGCCCAGGUGGUAGAUUACUACAAGGAGGCCUGCAGAGCUUUGGAGAACCCAGAUACGGCCUCCCUGCUGGGCCGGAUUCAGAAGGACUGGAAGAAGCUUGUGCAGAUGAAGAUUUACUACUUUGCAGCUGUGGCUCAUCUGCACAUGGGGAAGCAAGCUGAGGAGCAGCAGAAGUUUGGGGAGCGGGUUGCAUACUUCCAGAGUGCCCUGGACAAGCUCAAUGAAGCCAUCAAGCUGGCCAAGGGCCAGCCUGACACUGUGCAGGACGCACUUCGCUUUACUAUGGAUGUCAUUGGGGGAAAGUACAAUUCAGCCAAGAAGGACAAUGACUUCAUCUACCAUGAGGCCGUUCCAGCACUGGACACCCUUCAGCCUGUGAAAGGUGCCCCUCUGGUGAAGCCCUUGCCAGUGAACCCCACAGACCCUGCUGUCACAGGCCCUGACAUCUUCGCUAAAUUGGUACCCAUGGCUGCCCAUGAGGCCUCGUCACUGUACAGUGAGGAGAAAGCCAAGCUACUCCGGGAGAUGCUGGCCAAGAUUGAGGACAAAAACGAGGUCUUGGACCAGUUCAUGGAUUCAAUGCAGCUAGAUCCUGAGACAGUGGACAACCUAGAUACUUACAACCACAUCCCACCACAGCUCAUGGAGAAGUGUGCAGCUCUCAGUGUCCGGCCUGACACUGUCAGGAACCUCGUGCAGUCCAUGCAAGUGUUGUCAGGUGUGUUCACGGAUGUGGAGGCCUCCCUGAAGGACAUCAGGGACCUGAUGGAGGAGGAUGAGCUGCUAGACCAGAAACUGCAGGAAGCCUUGGGCCAGGCAGGGGCCAGCCCAGCCGCUUCCAAAGCCGAGCUGGCAGAGGUGAAGCGAGAAUGGGCCAAGUACAUGGAGGUCCAUGAGAAGGCCUCCUUCACCAACAGCGAGUUGCACCGCGCCAUGAAUCUGCAUGUCGGCAACCUCCGCCUGCUCAGCGGGCCGCUCGACCAGGUCCGAGCCGCCUUACCCACACCGGCCCUCACCCCAGAGGACAAGACUGUACUGCAGAACUUGAAGCGCAUCCUGGCCAAGGUGCAGGAGAUGCGGGACCAGCGUGUCUCCCUGGAGCAGCAACUGCGGGAACUCAUCCAGAAGGAUGAUAUCACUGCCUCUCUGGUCACCACGGACCACUCAGAGAUGAAGAAGCUCUUUGAGGAACAGCUGAAGAAGUACGACCAGCUGAGGGUAUACCUGGAGCAGAACCUGGCCGCCCAGGACAACGUUCUCCGGGCACUGACAGAGGCCAACGUGCAGUAUGCAGCUGUGCGGCGGGUGCUUAGCGAGCUGGAUCAGAAGUGGAACUCCACCCUACAGACCCUGGUGGCCUCCUAUGAAGCCUACGAGGACCUGAUGAAGAAGUCUCAGGAGGGCAAGGACUUCUACGCUGACCUGGAGAGCAAGGUGGCCGCUCUGCUGGAACGGACCCAGUCCACCUGCCAGGCCCGCGAGGCGGCCCGUCAGCAGCUCCUUGACAGGGAGCUGAAGAAGAAGCCACCGCCCCGGCCCACAGCUCCGAAGCCAAUGCUGCCCCGAAAGGAAGAGGGGGAUGCGCUGGAGACCGACCUGCCUGAGGAGCUACGGAGCCUGCCCCCUGACAUGGUGGCUGGGCCCAGGCCACCUGAUACCUUCCUGGGAACAACUGGCUCCCUCCACUUUCCUCCUGGACUCUUCCCUACCUCUGCAGGGUCAAGACCUCAAUAUCUCGCAGGCCCCUUACCUCCUGGUACCUACUCAGGCCCUGCCCAGAUGUUGCAGCCCAGGGUGCCAGCAGCCCCGGGGCACCCUGCAAUGGCCAUGGUGCCCACACCUGCCCUCUACCCGGGCCCUGGCUAUACACCAGAGCUGGCCAUGGUGCCCCGUUCCUCCCCGCAGCAUGGCGUGGUGAGCAGUCCAUAUGGGCGGGUUGUACCUUCUCAUCCGGGUGCAGGUCUGCCCUCUGCCCCACCGCCCCAGUUCAUGGGUCCCGAAUUGACCAUGGGGGUCCGGCCAGCCACCACCACAGUCGAUAGUGUCCAAGCCCCCAUUUCUAGCCACAUGGCACCACAAGCAAACCCCAUCCCUGCUCCGCACCCCCAGCCUUGUUUCCCUGUGCCCCCACCACAGCCUCUGCCUGUUCCUUACACCUACCCACUAGGGGCAAAGCAACCCCUCACAGCACCUCCGGCCCAACACUUUCCUCCCAGGGUCACAGGUUUUCCAGCGCCAAGGAUGGGGCCUCAGCCUCACCCUCAGCCUCAUUCUCAGCCUCAGCCUCAUAUCCCACGAGCCACCUUUGGUGGGCCCCAGCCCCAUCAGCAGCCUCUUCCACUUCAGCACCCACACCUCUUCGCACCUCAAGCCCCAGGAGUCCCACCCACACAACCCCCUUACCCCUUUGCUCCUCAGCCUGGUGUCUUGGGGCAGCCACCAUCGGCAGUGCAUACCCAGAUCUACUCUGGUCCCUCUCAAGACCCACUGCCCCCCCAUUCAGGACCGCUGCCUUUCCCGAGCCCCGGACCUCCUCAGCCUCAUCCCUCUCUGGCUUAUGGCCCCGGCCCUGGCCCUGCCCCUUCCCCGAGGCCUUUGGGGCCCCAGGCAGCGCCACUCUCCAUUCGAGGCCCCUCACCAGCUAGCCAGCCUGCCCCCAGCCCCCACCUGGUGCCUUCACCCGCUCCCUCCCCGGGGCCUAGCUCGGUCCCUCCCCGGACCCCUGCCGCUGAGCCACCACCUUGCCUGCGCCGGGGUACAGCCGCUGCAGACCUCCUCUCUUCCAGCCCUGAGAGCCAGCAUGGCGGUGCCCAGCCUCCCGGGGGUGGGCAGCCCCUGCUGCAGCCCACCAAGGUGGACGCAUCAGAGGGCCGGCGGCCUCAGGCCCUGCGGCUCAUCGAGCGGGACCCUUACGAGCGCCCCGAGAGGCUGCAACGGUUGCAGCAGGAGCUGGAGGCCUUCCGGGGCCAGCUGGGCGACGCAGGGGCUCUGGACACUGUCUGGCGGGAGCUGCAAGAGGCCCAGGAGCAGGAUGCCCGCGGCCGCUCCAUCGCCAUCGCCCGCUGCUACUCCCUGAAGAACCGGCACCAGGACGUCAUGCCCUAUGACAGUAACCGCGUGGUGCUCCGCUCGGGCAAGGACGACUAUAUCAACGCCAGCAUGGUGGAGGGGCUCUCGCCGUACUGUCCACCCUUGGUGGCCACCCAGGCCCCCUUGCCGGGCACGGCAGCCGACUUCUGGCUCAUGGUGCACGAGCAGAAAGUGUCUGUCAUCGUCAUGCUGGUGUCCGAAGCUGAAAUGGAGAAGCAAAAGGUGGCGCACUACUUUCCCACCGAAAGAGGCCAGCCCAUGGUGCACGGCGCCUUGAGCCUCGCACUGAGCAGCGUCCGCACCACCGAGACCCAUGUGGAGCGUGUGCUGAGCCUGCAGUACCGUGACCAGAGCCUCAAGCGCUCGCUCGUGCAUCUUCACUUCUCCACUUGGCCCGAGUUAGGCUUGCCAGAUAACCCCAGCAACCUGCUGCACUUUAUCCAGGAGGUGCACUCGCAUUACCUGCACCAGCGUCCCCUGCACACGCCCAUCAUCGUGCACUGCAGCUCCGGGGUGGGCCGCACGGGAGCCUUUGCGCUGCUCUACGCGGCUGUGCAGGAAGUGGAGUCUGGAAACGGAAUCCCCGAGCUGCCUCAGCUGGUGCGGCGCAUGCGGCAGCAGAGGAAGCACAUGCUGCAGGAGAAACUGCACCUCCGGUUCUGCCACGAGGCAGUAGUGAGACAUGUGGAGCAGGUCUUGCAGCGCCACGGUGUCCCCCCUCCCUGCAGACCCUCGGUUGGCAUGAGCACGGGCAGCAGCCAGAAGAAUCACCUUCCUCAGGACUCCCAGGACCUGGUCCUUGGUGGGGACGUGCCCAUCAGCUCCAUCCAGGCCACCAUUGCCAAGCUCAGCAUCCGGCCUCCCGGAAGCUUAGACUCCCCAGCCGCCAGCCUGUCAGGCCCUGUAGAGCAACCAGGUUUGCUGCCAGCCAGUGUCCCGGAAGCUCCCCAGCUCCCACCCUCUUCCCCACCCCCCGUCCCUUCACCCCUGCCUGAGGUUCCCCAACCCGAGGAGGAACAACAGCCUACACCUGAGGUUCCUCACUUGGAAGCCCCCUCCUCCUCCUUGGAGCUACUGGCUUCUUUAACUCCCGAGGCCUUCUCCUUGGACAACAACUUGCGGGGAAAACAGAGGAUGAGCAAGCAAAACUUUCUGCAGGCCCAUAACGGGCAGGGCCUGCGGGCCACCCGGCCCACCGAUGACCCACUCAGCCUUCUGGAUCCGCUCUGGACACUCAAUAAGACUUGAACAAGCUUUUCCAGCGAGGCCUGUCCUUACACUACAUCUCGGCUGGGCCUCUGCAGUGGACUUGGUCUCUUCCUUCCAUUCCUACUGCCUUCAGCCUCACCUGGCCUGGCCUACACCCCUAUGGGGUGGAGGUGCAUCACAGGCCUGGGGUCCAGUUCUUUUGUUUUUGUGCCACACCUAGCGACGCUUGGGGGACCUUAUGGAAUGCUGGGGGUGGAACCCAGAUCGGCUGCACACUUACCCUCUGUAUUCUUUGUCCAGCCCUAGGGGCUUAGGCUCUGCUCCUAUGGAAACUGACAUUUUUCUGCUCUUUGCUAUUGAAUUAAUAAACCAACUUGUUCUGUGGCCUCUA